This is a messenger RNA of Branchiostoma belcheri (Belcher's lancelet), 2307 nucleotides long. RefSeq names its product mitogen-activated protein kinase 14-like. Bases 1 to 1239 code for a protein of 412 amino acids. Gene Ontology annotation, molecular function: MAP kinase activity; ATP binding. The record is from RefSeq and is a predicted model, not a curated record. Gene Ontology annotation, cellular component: nucleus; cytoplasm. Gene Ontology annotation, biological process: intracellular signal transduction; protein phosphorylation. Lineage: Eukaryota; Metazoa; Chordata; Leptocardii; Amphioxiformes; Branchiostomatidae. The transcript is spliced from 12 exons.
AUGACCUCUGCUGACCUUUUGAGAGAUCGCGAAGAGCAAAAAGCAAACCAUUUUCGAGGCAAACCUCUCAAGCAAAAACGCUCUCCAGACAUGACAGAACAGCCGGCAGAGAAGAUCAAGCCGCACUUCUACCGUGUGGAGCUGAAUCGGACGAUAUGGGAGAUCCCAGAGCGCUAUCAGAUGCUCACACCGAUCGGGUCCGGGGCGUACGGCCAGGUUUGUUCUGCGUUUGACCAGCAGUUGGGGCACAAGGUGGCGAUUAAGAAGCUUGCCAGACCGUUCCAGUCAGAAAUCCACGCCAAACGCAGCUACCGAGAACUCAGGCUCCUCAAGCACAUGGAACACGAAAAUGUGAUUGGACUGCUGAAUGUGAUGACCCCUACUCUGACCUUCGAGGAUUUCCAGGACGUGUACCUGGUGACGCCCCUGAUGGGAGCAGACCUGAACAACAUCGUGAAGUGUCAGAAGCUCACAGACGACCAUGUCCAGUUCCUGGUGUACCAGGUGCUCAGGGGACUCAAGUAUAUCCACUCAGCAGGGAUCAUUCACAGAGAUUUGAAGCCCAGUAACAUCGCUGUUAAUGAGGACUGUGAGUUGAAGAUUCUGGACUUCGGUCUGGCCAGGCUUGCGGACGAUGCGAUGACGGGCUACGUGGCCACGAGAUGGUACAGAGCGCCGGAGAUCAUGCUCAACUGGAUGCACUACAAUAAAACAGUUGACAUCUGGUCGGUGGGCUGCAUCAUGGCUGAACUGCUGACUGGGAGAACUCUCUUCCCCGGAAAAGAUCAUAUUGAUCAGUUGAAGAGAAUCAUGGAGCUGGUGGGAACGCCUGACCAAGAAUUCCUGCAAAAAAUCAGCUCCGACUCUGCGCGAAGCUACGUGGAGUCCCUCCCCAAGCAGUUGAAGAAGGACUUCAAGGGGUACUUCUGCGGAGCGAACCCGGACGGUGAGCGCAGAAGGAAUCAUGGCCCCAUACCCGACCUGGCUGUUGACCUGUUGGACAAGAUGCUGAUUCUGGACACAGACAAGCGGCUAACAGCUGAGCAGGCCCUGGAACACCCGUACAUGCGACAGUACCACGACCCCACCGAUGAACCAACAGCCGCACCGUACGACGAUUCGUUCGAGAAGAUGGAACUCAACGUGGCCGAGUGGAGAAAGCUGAUGUAUGAGGAGGUUGAAGGGCCAGGCAGAGCGGCGGGGGGAGAGGGGCUGGGGCCCGAGGCCAUGGAGCAGUGACUCACAACAAACAAACAAACAUCUCAACUCAAGAAAUAUCAUCUCUUAACAGACUUCUAAAGUUUCUCUACCAAAGCCCAGGUCACAUAGCCUGGUUACCAAGCCUAUUUUAGCUGCCAAAAAUCUACCAAACCUAUAGUAAGUCUUUUGCCUGCAACGCAGAUAGCGGAGAGGACAAAAGAGACUUGGAAGCUAAAAGAAGUUUGGUAACCAGGUAACAUCGAGAAGCUUAGAAAUCAAGAUUUUUAAGCUCAUUGGACACAUACACUGUAUAAUGCAUGUACAGUGAUUUUUUUUCUGCAACAAAAUCACCGUAUGUCAUAGGUUUGAGAAGAAACAGGUACAUGAGUUUCAUUUUUAAAGGACUCCACCCUUUUCUUCUCAAAAUCUAUGACAUAUGAUAUAAUUGUAGAAAAACCGCCAUGGUAGGUGCAAUUUACAAUGUAGGUGCCUGGGGUUAAGUCUGUAUUAUCCAGCUUUUUUGUCUAAAUCAAUCGGAUGUGUCUUAAUGAUAUUGGUUCAGAUUUGUGUUACUCUAAGGAUUAUGAUUUCAUCAUUUAUUACUGGACCAGGUUUGGUCUUCUUCAUUUUGCAUAUCCUGAGAUGGUUGUCCCAAUUUACGCAAGGGAAAAACCCUGAGAUAUGAAAACUGUGUAAGGCCACACUGACUUAGUUUUAUGGAUGACAUCCUCUGAAGACCCCCAAACUAGUGCGCGUGGGCAAAUAAAAAAAAAUCCGGCCAAAAAUAAAACUGCCACUAAACCACAGGAAUGCAAAGCUGGUAUUGGGAAUUAGCGGCAGUACCCGGCUCUGCAUUGUCACUAACUACCAUGGAGUACCCAGGCCAGAGCCUCGGUGGACGUGAUCUUUUUUUUUUUUUUUGAGAACAGGCGAAAAUCAAUGCGUGCACGGAUGUCAUCCAUAAAAUUAAGGCGGUGUGGCCUAAGUUAAUUUUUUUUUCUGCAUGUAAUAGAUCCCUCAUAAUGUCAACUACUAUAUUAUACACUGUUAGUUGGAGACAGAUUUGAUGAGUUGAUUAUUACUUUUUAAACCAUACCCAAAUAACCC